AUGUGGUAUGUGCAACUUUAUAUUAUUGUCCAACAGAAUCUAAAUUCACUGGAACGAGUCCUUAAAUGCACUGAGAUAGAGCAGGAAGUUAAGCAGCCAUUCAUAAGGACCGUCGAUAUUCCUGAGCACUGCCCGUCGCAGGGUGGAGUUCACUUCGAAGGAUACAAAACUCGGUACGCGCCUGAGCUGCCUCCAGUCUUCAAUGAUAUUGGUUUCAACGUCCUACCGGGCGAGCGUGUUGCUGUCGUAGGGCGCACAAGUGUGGGAAAAAGGACGCUCACGCUGGCAAUCAUCCGGGGCUUGGAGGCAGAACUCAGUCCCAUAAAGAUCGAUGAUAUCGAUAUUAGUGAAGUGACGCUGCAUCAACUCCGACAGGCUGUUACUAUAGUGUCGCAGGACCCUGGGCUGUUCCGACGCUCAAUGAGCGAGAAUCUCGAUCCGCUACGUUGCUAUACCAAUGAAGAAAUGCUUGAAGUACACCGGAAAGUCCGUCUUCUACAUGCUAUCAGUACAGAUAAUCUAAACUCAGCCACUACCCUAAAUUACCUAGAUCAUUCAGCAGACGCGCUUUCUCGCGGGCAGGGCCAGUUGCUGUGCAUUUCCCAGUGA
Talaromyces rugulosus is the source of this 609-nucleotide messenger RNA. RefSeq lists its product as uncharacterized. The record is from RefSeq and is a predicted model, not a curated record. Gene Ontology annotation, molecular function: ATP binding; ABC-type peptide transporter activity; ATP hydrolysis activity. The coding region runs from base 1 to 609 and encodes 202 amino acids. Gene Ontology annotation, cellular component: fungal-type vacuole membrane; fungal-type vacuole. Gene Ontology annotation, biological process: transmembrane transport. NCBI's taxonomy places the organism in Eukaryota, Fungi, Ascomycota, Eurotiomycetes, Eurotiales, Trichocomaceae. The transcript has a single exon.